AUGGACCAUCGACACAGUUGCUCUAGGAAUACCGUCAUCAUGCAGUUGGUCGCUAUUGUCUGUAUGCUGGUAGGAGUAGCCGUGGCACAGCAGGCCAAGGUGGACCCUAACUACUACAUCCGUAUCCUGCCCGUAGUCGAGCGUACAGAGAUCCGAGAUGUAGCCAACCAGUUCUCUGAGAGUUACACCACUCACGACGGCCAGACUUUCGUAGAACAAGGAGUUUUAAAGCGCACCGCUGACGGCCUCGACAACUUCCUAGUGAAGCAGGGCAGCUACCAGUACAUCUCCCCAGAGGGUGUCCCCAUCAGGGUCGACUACACUGCUGACGAAUUUGGCUUCCACCCCGUGGGCACCCACCUGCCUGUAGCACCCGCCCCUCCCGCUGCAACAUUUUAG
Messenger RNA from Homalodisca vitripennis (glassy-winged sharpshooter), 399 nucleotides. Its product is annotated as cuticle protein CP14.6-like. Bases 1 to 399 code for a protein of 132 amino acids. The transcript is spliced from 3 exons. NCBI's taxonomy places the organism in Eukaryota, Metazoa, Arthropoda, Insecta, Hemiptera, Cicadellidae. The record is from RefSeq and is a predicted model, not a curated record. Gene Ontology annotation, cellular component: chitin-based extracellular matrix. Gene Ontology annotation, molecular function: structural constituent of chitin-based larval cuticle.